AUGGAAGGGGAGAGCAGACAGCUCAAUGCUGACGAGGCUGUCGGUGGAUGUGAGGAUUGUGUCAUCAUCAGGAACUGCAGUGACCAGUUCUCAGACGCCAAGAAUGUUCCCUUGACCCAAGUCACGGAGGCAAUCUGCACAGUGGAGCGAGAAGGCUGCAGAGCAAACUCACGACCGUCCAAGAGGAAGGUCUCCAGCACGAUUGCUUACAUCCAGGACCUGACUGAAGAUGGAGAUGAAGGUAGAGGUGGCGAGGCGGAGGACAGCAGUGGCUCUGGCUCUCCGUCCCUGAGCUGGCAAGCAACCGCUUCAGCAAGCACACCGCGGCUGUCCCCUGCCAGCCCUUACCCCACCAUUGACCUCACAGAUGAAGAAGUGACACCUUGGAGCAUCAGUACCCCAUUGGUUGAGCUGAGCCAGGACAGCCACCAGGAGGGCAUGGACACUCUCCAGGUGGAUGUGGAAAGCAGAGAUGGAGCCAACACUGAGUAUCAGGUCUCUGCUGACAAACUGGUGGCCCUUGUGUUCAGCCAGCAUUUUAACCUGGCUACCUUCAAUAAGCUGAUUUUUCUGGUUUCUCACAGGAAGGCCGUAUACCAUACUCUGCAGAGAGCCAGGGUGCGAGCUGGCAAGACCUUCCCCAGCAGCCCGGGAGACUCCGUGGAGGACCAGCUGAAGCCCAUGCUGGAGUGGGCCCAUGGGGGCUUCAAGCCCACUGGCAUCGAGGGCCUCAAACCGAACAACAAGCAACCAGAGAACAAAAGUCGAAGACGCACAACCAACGACUCUGCCUCUGCUGAGUACUGUCCCCCACCCAAGCGCCUCAAGACCAAUAGCUAUGGCGGGAAAGACCGAGGGGAGGAUGAUGAGAGCCGAGAACAGAUGGCUUCUGAUGUUGCCUACAACAAAGUCAGUCUGGAAGACCGCUGUUUGUCCUGCGGUAGGAAGAACCCUGUGUCCUUCCACCCCCUCUUUGAGGGUGGGCUCUGUCAGAGUUGCCGGGACCGCUUCCUGGAGCUCUUCUACAUGUAUGAUGAGGACGGCUAUCAGUCCUACUGCACCGUGUGCUGCGAGGGCCGUGAGCUCCUUCUGUGCAGCAACACAAGCUGCUGCAGGUGCUUCUGUGUGGAGUGUCUGGAGGUGCUGGUGGGUACAGGGACAGCUGAGGAUGCCAAGCUGCAGGAACCCUGGAGCUGCUAUAUGUGCCUCCCACAGCGCUGCCAUGGGGUCCUCAGGCGCAGGAAGGAUUGGAACACGCGCCUGCAAGACUUCUUCACUACUGACCCUGACCUCGAGGAAUUUGAGCUGCCUAAGGUGUUCCCAGCAAUUCCUGCAGCCAGGAGGAGACCCAUUAGAGUCCUGUCCCUGUUUGAUGGAAUUGCGACAGGGUACUUGGUGCUCAAAGACUUGGGUAUCAAAGUGGAAAAGUACGUUGCCUCCGAAGUCUGUGCCGAGUCCAUUGCCGUGGGCACCAUUAAGCAUGAAGGCCAAAUCAAAUACGUGGAUGACGUCAGGAACAUCACAAAGGGAAAUAUUGAUGAGUGGGGCCCAUUCGACUUGGUGAUUGGUGGAAGCCCUUGCAAUGACCUCUCUUGUGUGAACCCUGUCCGAAAAGGACUGUUUGAGGGCACUGGCCGACUCUUCUUUGAGUUUUAUCGGUUGCUAAAUUACUCACGCCCUGAGGAGUGUGAUGACCGUCCAUUCUUCUGGAUGUUUGAGAAUGUGGUAGCCAUGGAGGUCGGUGACAAGCGGGACAUCUCACGAUUCCUGGAGUGUAACCCAGUGAUGAUCGAUGCCAUCAAGGUUUCUGCCGCUCACAGGGCCAGAUACUUUUGGGGCAACCUGCCCGGGAUGAACAGGCCCGUGAUAGCUUCCAAGAAUGAUAAGCUUGAGCUGCAGGACUGCCUGGAGUUCAGUAGGACAGCAAAGUUAAAGAAAGUACAGACAAUAACCACCAAGUCGAACUCCAUCAGACAGGGGAAAAACCAGCUUUUCCCUGUAGUGAUGAAUGGCCAGGACGAUGACUUGUGGUGUACUGAGCUCGAAAGGAUCUUCGGCUUUCCUGCACACUACACAGACGUGUCCAACAUGGGCCGUGGUGCCCGCCAGAAGCUGCUGGGGAGGUCCUGGAGUGUACCGGUCAUCAGACACCUCUUUGCCCCCUUGAAGGACUACUUUGCAUGUGAAUAG
This is a messenger RNA of Chionomys nivalis (European snow vole), 2190 nucleotides long. RefSeq names its product DNA (cytosine-5)-methyltransferase 3C-like. Gene Ontology annotation, molecular function: methyltransferase activity. Gene Ontology annotation, cellular component: nucleus. The record is from RefSeq and is a predicted model, not a curated record. Lineage: Eukaryota; Metazoa; Chordata; Mammalia; Rodentia; Cricetidae. Gene Ontology annotation, biological process: regulation of gene expression.